Molecule: messenger RNA, 2364 nt
Organism: Amphiprion ocellaris (clown anemonefish)
Lineage: Eukaryota; Metazoa; Chordata; Actinopteri; Pomacentridae
Gene: cyp21a2
Product: steroid 21-hydroxylase
Exons: 12
Coding region: 46-1635 (529 amino acids)
Biological process (GO): progesterone metabolic process; hormone biosynthetic process
Molecular function (GO): iron ion binding; steroid 17-alpha-monooxygenase activity; heme binding
Source: RefSeq, a predicted model, not a curated record
GCAGUAUGCUGACCAGCUUUCUGAAGUGCAGCGAGAAGACACAAAAUGGUGAUCGAAGUAUCAGUGGCCACUUUGGUAGCUGUGUUCCUUGUUGGCAUCCUGUUCAUGCUGAUUUGGAUUUCGGGUCAGAGAGACUCAUAUGUACUGGAAAAUGACAAGGGAACUAAUUCUGCGGGAGCAGAAUCUCGACUUCUGCAGUAUUUCUAUCAGUUUCUUCCUCGCUCUUCACCUUGCUCCCUCCCAGGCCCCACCAGCCUCUUUCUUGUAGGUAAUAUGAUGGAGCUGACGCACGAUCAUCUACCAAUUCACCUGACCAAUCUGGCACAACGCUAUGGAAGCAUUUACCGCCUUCAGUGCGGAAACACAACCAUGGUGGUGCUCAAUAGUAGUAAAGUCAUAAGAGAAGCUUUGGUGAAGAAAUGGUCUGAUUUUGCUGGGAGACCAAUUUCAUACACAGGUAAUAUUGUGUCUGGAGGGGGUCACGCCAUCUCUCUGGGGGACUACAAUGAAGAGUGGAGGGCACAUCGCCGCCUUGUCCACAGCGCUCUACAGCGCUGCUGCCAAAAAUCUUUACACGAUGUAAUCGAGAGACAGGCAAUGCAUCUGCGAAAGGUUUUGAUGGACUAUCGAGGCAGUGCUGUGGAUCUCUCAGAGGAUUUCACAGUAGCAGCCAGUAAUGUCAUCACCACUUUGGCUUUUGGAAAAGAAUAUGACAAAAGUUCUUCAGAGCUGCAGCAGCUGCACAGCUGUCUGAAUGAGAUUGUCGCUCUGUGGGGCUCCUCUUGGAUUUCUGCUCUGGACUCCUUCCCACUGCUCAGGAAAUUACCCAAUCCUGUGUUUGACCGUCUUCUGAAAGAGGUGGCCAGGAGAGAUGAAAUUAUAAGAAGACACCUUAACAACUACAAGUCACAAGACCAAAAAAAUGAGGACGCCAUCACAGAAUCUCUCCUCCAGGGCAUUGAAAAACAUGAAAAUGAAGGGCUCCUCACAGAUGUUCAUGUUCACAUGGCCACUGUGGACCUUCUCAUCGGGGGAACAGAAACCACUGCAGCCUGGCUGAACUGGACUGUGGCCUUCCUCAUGCACAGACCAGAGGUGCAGACCAGAGUGCAUGAGGAGCUGUGCACAGUACUAGAAGGACGAUACCCCAAAUACAGUGACAGACACAGACUUCCUGUUCUGUGCUCCCUGAUCAGUGAGGUGCUCAGACUCAGACCAGUCGCUCCAUUGGCGGUGCCACAUAGAGCCAUCAGAGACAGCAGUAUUGCAGGGUAUUUCAUCCCUAAGAACACAGUCAUCAUUCCUAAUCUUUUUGGAGCUCACCACGAUCCUGCAGUUUGGUCCGACCCAUACAGCUUCAAACCAGAGCGUUUUCUGGAGGGAGGAGGAGGCUCCAGCCGGGCUCUGAUCCCUUUCGGAGGGGGCGCUCGGCUCUGCCUGGGAGAAUCUGUUGCCAAAAUGGAGCUCUUUCUGUUCACCGCUUACUUGCUGAGAGAUUUCCAGUUCGUCCCUGCUGAGAGCAAAGCCUCGCUGCCUGACCUGAGAGGAGUUGCAAGUGUUGUGCUCAAGGUCAAGUCCUAUAAAGUUGUAGCACGUCCGAGACCGGUGACUAAUCCAAGAGAUACAGUGGCUUGAUUACAUGCUGUGUAUCAAAUAAUAUAGAAAAGUAUGACAUGUAUAUGAUAAUAAUUGCAGAACCUUGCAUGCAUACUCGGCUUCACUAUCUUUCUGUUUGAUGCAUCGUGAUUAAAAUGGUCACACUCAUUGUCUACACCCAUACACUUGUUUCUUCUGUGGAAAUGCAAAAGCAAACCGACUUGUUAUUCUUUGAUAAUGAAAAGUGGAAUUUGGCCUCAGUGAUCAUAUUUUUGUAGAGUAAUUUGUCAUUUAUGUAGAGCUGCAUGUGAGUCAAAUCUGAAUCAGCCUUUGUCUGGUGUGUCCAGCUUACUGUAACUGAAAUCACUCAUUUUGCAAGGAGAGGAAUGUCUUUCAUUAGGUGCAACAACACCACCUAGUGGGAAAAUACUGAAAAUUCUACAGUCAGUGAAAGAACUCCUCAACACUCUAUUACAGCAGGUAUAUUGUACAAGCGUUUCAAUUCUCUCUAUUAAUAAAUGUCAAAUGAUAGAUAUCAGUGAAUAUAGAAGUUGUGUUUACUGAAAUAUCUGACAAACAGUAUUAAUUUUACACAUAACAGAUAGUACACAUGAAGUAUUCGUUUGUAUAGUGGCCACAAUUUUGUAUAGAAGUAUCAGAGGUGAGAAUAUAAAUAUAGUUGUUUGUUUUUCUGUCUCUUCGCUCUGCAUGCUGUUACAAUCAUUUGGUGUGAAAACUGCCAUAUAUAUAAAUUUUGACUGGCAAGUA